Messenger RNA from Cryptotermes secundus, 2365 nucleotides. RefSeq names its product protein mab-21. Lineage: Eukaryota; Metazoa; Arthropoda; Insecta; Blattodea; Kalotermitidae. The record is from RefSeq and is a predicted model, not a curated record. The transcript has a single exon. Bases 230 to 1327 code for a protein of 365 amino acids.
UAUCAGAGCCUGCCUCGUCGAGUGCCUUUACAUCAAGCGCGGGUUACAAAUCGCGUUCACGGAGUUCACAACACCUCUCUCCCCCCCGAACCUUGGUGACACACCCUUUCGUCUCCACCGACCACCCCUCCAUGGAGACAGUCUACAGUCAAGAAUCAUCCGGAACAUUGCAUGUCUAUUUCUCGCCGUGUCCACCGACUUGGUGAUUGGUCCGACGGGAAGGAGAAAGAUGCUGGUGCCACCGGACAUGUUGGCCGCGCAGUCCAAGAUGCUGUAUCAGAUCAACAAAUAUUACGGCGAGCGAGUGCAGAGCAGGAAGGGGCAAGUGGCCAAAACAAUCCGCGAAGUGUGCAAAGUGGUGCAAGAUGUCCUCAAGGAAGUAGAGGUUCAGGAGCCCAGGUUCAUCUCCUCGCUCACGGAGUGUAACGGGCGUUAUGAAGGACUGGAGGUCAUAUCUCCUGGAGAAUUCGAGGUCGUACUAUACCUCAAUCAGAUGGGGGUCUUUAACUUCGUGGACGACGGGACUCUUCCCGGCUGCGCAGUGCUGAAGCUCAGCGACGGCCGUAAACGGUCAAUGUCCCUGUGGGUUGAGUUCAUCACAGCUUCCGGUUACCUCUCCGCACGCAAGAUCAGAUCCCGUUUCCAGACGCUAGUGGCACAGGCGUGCGAUAAAUGUGCUUAUAGAGACUCGGUGAAGAUGAUCGCCGAUACUACGGAAGUAAAACUCAGGAUCCGUGAGAGAUACGUCGUUCAGAUCACGCCAGCGUUCAAAUGUUCUGGAGUCUGGCCACGAUCGGCAGCUCAUUGGCCUAUUCCUCACAUUCCAUGGCCUCAUCCGAACCUGGUUGCUGAAGUGAAAACCGAAGGCUUCGACCUUCUCUCCAAGGAAUCCGUAGCGAUGCAAGGGAAGCAGUCCGCGAUGGAAGGUGACGCCUGGGUGUUAUCAUUCACAGAGGCCGAAAACCGUCUGAUGCUGGGAGGCUGCCGACGUAGGUGCCUCAGUAUCCUCAAGACGUUACGCGACAGGCACUUAGACUUGCCCGGGAACCCGGUUUCAUCUUACCACAUGAAGACGCUACUGCUGUAUGAAUGUGAGAAGCACCCGAGGGAACUCGAGUGGGACGAGUCGUGUCUAGGAGACCGCAUCAACGGGAUUCUCCUGCAGCUGAUCUCGUGCCUGCAAUGCCGACGCUGCCCUCACUACUUCCUGCCGAACCUCGACCUCUUCAAGGGCAAGUCUCCGAGCGCACUGGAGAACGCAGCCAAGCAGGUGUGGCGACUGACGAGAGAGCUACUCACUAACACGCGCUCGCUGGAAAAACUCUGAGCUAUUCCGACAGUUAGCUCACUCACGUUACAGAAUUGUGCUCUAGAGAGACAAAAUGAUUAAACUCGAUCUGAUAUCUCUUGAGGUUCUGCUGCCGGAGAAACUUCACGUCACUUCCGGGUUUAGCAUUCCAAACAGUGGUGUAAGCAACAACAACCCAAAGCUGACAGUGUCAAGGUAGAUCGUUAUAGUAUUCUGCUUCUUGAGCUAAGAGUCAGUUCGGUGAAAUGUUGCCGCCGGUUGCUUGUUCGUGUGGCUGCUUCUAUUAAGUGCUAUAUAAAAACGAAAUGAGAUAGUGAAGAGCGCUGCAACAAAACGAUUCUAGCUUACAUGAAGGCUCGUGUGAUUUGAAGUAACAAUACAGAUCUCAAAUUAUAUCAAGAAACUCUAAACUUAACUGAACUGCGUUUCAAUGCUGCUACAACGUAUAGCUUCCAGAAUAUAAUAAUAUGUAACUUGACUUGGUGCUUAUGUAAGUUCCUCGUUCAAAUUGCACAUCUGUUCAUGUCUGUAAAAAAAUAUAACCGAUCAUAAUGUGGAUAUGCUUGUUGUUGAUAAAUCGAUUCAAUAUACAACAUACGGAGUUCCCCAAAAUUUCGGGCACAUAUUGCCCCGUUUCUUAGUAGCCCAUUCCGUGACACAAGGAUCAGUACGAACUGACAGGUCUUUAAGGCCUGAGUAUUUAUAAUUUAUGUUAACGUCCCCUCAUUACGUUCAUGUUACUGGGAUAACAUUUAUAAUGCUGUUUAAAUGAACAUCUCAAGUCAUAGUGUAUUUAUGUACAUAUGAUAUUCGUUAUGUUGGUGCUAUUAGAGUCCGACGAAGAAUAAAAAUAUGCCCAGGCCUGUGUUUAAUUAAUGUCUUUCUUCCGCCGAACAAUGUAGGCCUAUGAUUUCAAGUGUAAAAGGGAAUCUGUGAAGAAAAAAACCCACUGACAAAACAAUUUCAUGUAUCUGUUCAUUUCAGUGUUGAGUGGCGUGAUAUGUGUAUAUUUGUAUCUAUGGAAAUAUAUAAAUACGAGACCGCUUCGACAUGAAA